AUGGUGGAGUGUGGCUUUCUUCAGAGAGAGGGUGUCUGUAUUAGAAGUGUGAUUGAAUUGGAGAUCUUUGUAGUAUUGUGGCCUGACUCUUGUGUGAGCUUCAGAAAGUCUUCAAAGACUCUCUGUGAGGAACUAUUGAAGUGGGAUCCUAAUCGGAGAGCAGCCUCGUGGUUGUCUAAGAAGAUCCAGAGAUCUGUGGCCAGUUUGGUUGAUGCUAGAGUGAGGGCUUUUGCUGCCCCUGCUACUGCGGCUGUGGCUUCUGCAUCGAACACUUCUGCAUUUGUGCCUAAUGAGAAAGAAUGGUAUGCUAUCUGA
Messenger RNA from Sclerotinia sclerotiorum 1980 UF-70, 315 nucleotides. RefSeq lists its product as hypothetical. The coding region runs from base 1 to 315 and encodes 104 amino acids. The transcript has 2 exons. NCBI's taxonomy places the organism in Eukaryota, Fungi, Ascomycota, Leotiomycetes, Helotiales, Sclerotiniaceae. The record is from RefSeq and is a predicted model, not a curated record.